AUGGGAUUUAAAAAGUAUUCUGAACUUAUCUCGCAUCUUCUUAUAGCCGAGCAACAUAAUGGGCUAUUAAUGAAAAACCAUGAAAGCCGACCUACUGCUUCUUGUCCAUUCCUUGAAGUGAAUGAGAUGAACUUCCACCAAGCUAGACGUGGAAGAGGUCGUGGCCCCAGUCGUGGUUAUGGCCGUGGUCGGGGAAGAAACUCUAAUCAUGGUAAUAAUAAUGCACCAAAGAACCCUCCUCGCCACCAACAGUGGAAAAGGAAGGAACAAAAGCAUGAAGCGGUGCAAGCACCAAAUGCAGAAAAUGCAUGCUAUAGAUGUGAAGGAAAAUGGCACUGGUCACAUACCUGCCGUACGCCAAAGCACCUGGUUGAGCUUUAUCAAGCCUCCCUGAAGAAGACAGAGAAAAAUGCCGAAGCAAAUUUUAUUUCUGAAGAUAAUUUAGACUUCAUGCAUUUGGAUGUAGCUGAUUAUUUUGCACUCCCAGAAGGAGAAACAAGUCAUGUAAUCGGUGGUGAAUCUGUAGAAAUGUAA
Molecule: messenger RNA, 534 nt
Organism: Nicotiana attenuata
Lineage: Eukaryota; Viridiplantae; Streptophyta; Magnoliopsida; Solanales; Solanaceae
Exons: 1
Coding region: 1-534 (177 amino acids)
Source: RefSeq, a predicted model, not a curated record